AUGAAGGUCGACAUGUUCGAAUACACCUCGCUGUUCACCUGGUGGUGGCUGCCCUCGCUCGGCUCUCAACUCGUCCUCAAUGCGUGUUACUCUCUUCAAGUUCUCUCCAUGCCUCAGAACCCGAGAGUGCGCAAUAACCACAUUCAACUAGCUCGAACGGCCGUCAUUGUCGGAAGGCUCCUCUAUCAGCUUCAUGGGUUGAUCACCACCUCUCCACCGAAUUACUAUCAGCUGCUAGCGCUCCCACUCGACGUUGAUUCGGACGGGGUGAAACGAUGCUUCCGCGCCCUAGCACGCAAAUACCACCCCGACAAAGUAGGCGAAUCAGGAGAAGCAUUCUUUAUUAUCCUCCGUCGUGCGCACGAUGCUCUCUCUGAUCCAGUGAAACGCUUCGCAUACGAUCGAUUCGGACCGGAAAUGGCGAAUUGGAAGGACUGCAACUCGCUUCGAGACUACACAAAGCAGGGAUUGAUGGGAUUGGUGGCUUUCUACACCAUCAAUCCGGCUAUGUACGCUUUGUUGGCCUACAUCAACAAUGGUGGUCGAACAGAUGGACUCUCGUUCUGGAGGCUAGCUUGCCUCUUCUCCCUCUUGGCAGCAGAGCUCUCGUUGCUAGUAUCACCAGACUAUCCGGUAUGGCUGACGAUCCUACUGCCCAAGAGGACCAUCUUUGAUUUGAGGAGAUACGCCCACUCGCUUUUCAUCAACUUCUUCUUUGCUUCGAUGCAGAUGAGUGCUGCUCUAGACGUGCUAGAGUACGGAGAGGAAGGUGCACCGCCCAGAGACAAAGCGAGUAAAGCUGCGAUGGCGGAGAGACAGCUCGAGGUGGUCAAAGUCAAGACGGCGGCACUGAAUCAGGUGGCCGAAGUGGUGGCAAAGGGUGUAAUGCAAAGGUUUGCGCGCGAGCUGAGGCCUUUCAGAACAGCAGAUGGCAAGAAAGGGGAUGGGAAAGGGAGGGAGAUAGGAGAGGUGGAAGAGAUGGAGAUGGGAGAGGUGGAAGAGAUGAUGUUUGAGAGAAUAGAUGCUGUUUUGUUGGCGCGGAGCUUGGUGCAGCAGAAUCCGCAGCUGGCGAAUAUCACGGUCAAGGGAGGGAAUGGAGAGUCAUGGGUAGCGAAGGAUGAGGGAGCGUGGAAUGUCAACAAGCAAGAGCCACAGCAGGAGGCGAUGAUGCCAGAGGCAAAAUCUGAAGCGAUAGUGGUGAAAGAGGAGCUUCAAGAGGAGCCUGUCUCGGCUGUCCCAGAGUCUUGUUUGGUGAAGCUUGAACCGAUCGAGACAGCCAAACUGAUGGAAGUCGAUGCAGAGAAGAUGACGGCUGGUACAGCAAAGGUCGAAGCUGUCGAGCAGUGUACCGGCUCCCGCAACAUGAAAAGCGAAGCGUCAUCAGCAAUACCAUCAGCAACACCAUCAGCAACUGUUACGGAACAGGAAGGGGCCGCAGCACCAGCCAUCACACCAGCUUCGCUUCAAGCACCCACAAGCGUAGCAUCACCAGAAGCAGCAGUACGUCUUGCCGAACUCGAUGCAGCUACGGCAGCGAUGGUCAGUGCUGCCACCGAAGAAAAGUGCCCAACAGGGACCACGGCAUCAGAUCCAGCAACGGCACCGCCACCAGAGUCAGGGAGAGAUUCGCAUAGGUCCGCCUAG
This is a messenger RNA of Ustilago hordei, 1644 nucleotides long. RefSeq lists its product as uncharacterized. Bases 1 to 1644 code for a protein of 547 amino acids. Gene Ontology annotation, cellular component: endoplasmic reticulum. The transcript has a single exon. NCBI's taxonomy places the organism in Eukaryota, Fungi, Basidiomycota, Ustilaginomycetes, Ustilaginales, Ustilaginaceae. Gene Ontology annotation, molecular function: misfolded protein binding; protein-folding chaperone binding. The record is from RefSeq and is a predicted model, not a curated record.